Saprolegnia parasitica CBS 223.65 is the source of this 927-nucleotide messenger RNA. RefSeq lists its product as hypothetical. Bases 14 to 862 code for a protein of 282 amino acids. The record is from RefSeq and is a predicted model, not a curated record. Lineage: Eukaryota; Oomycota; Saprolegniomycetes; Saprolegniales; Saprolegniaceae. The transcript has 5 exons.
CAUCUGGCCACGGAUGCACGAAAAGACAGGAACGAUUGCGCGCCUCCGCGAGCAGCUUUUGCUAGAGACGCCGGAAGCGCGCCUCGUGGCCCUUGGGUUUUGCCAGCUUGGCCGGCUUGACGACACGAUCGAAAAGUACGCGAUCGCGAGGGACUGGGACGCGGACGCGACCUUGAGUGCGAUGCGCAGCAGUAUCGCGUGGCGCGUCGAGCAGGAUGUGCCGUCGCUCAUGGCUGGUCCGGCCUUGCCCAACGAAAAGCUCGAGGCCAUUCGCCGCUUCAACCCGCAAGGAUUCCACGGAGAGGACAAGGAUGGACGACUUGUCUACAUUGAGCGCACGGGCUACUUGGACUGCGAUGCGCUUCUCAAGGUCGUGACGCCCGAUGACAUUCUCAAGGCCCACGUGCAAAAGUGCGAGUAUAAGCUCAACGUGCUCUUGCCCCGCCAGGUGGUCGCGCGCGGCGCCGCUGCGUCCAAGAUCGUACUCAUUUACGACCUCGCCAACGUGGGCUUUAGCACGUUCAAGACGGACGUCUUCACCGCAAUCCAGCGCAUCACGAAUAUCAACCAAGAGCACUACCCCGAGACGCUGCACAAGGUCUACAUUGUGAACGCGCCCUUCUUCUUUUACGGCACGUACAAACUCAUCGAGGUGUUUUUGAGCGACCGGAUUCGCCACAAGAUCGCCUUUGUUGGCCGCAAGGACGAGCUCCUCGCCGACAUUCCUGCUACGUCGCUACCCACGUUCCUCGGCGGCAGCUGCAACUGCUUUCCGGGCCAGCCCCACGGCGGCUGCGUCUCGUCGACCGCGUUCACGCAGACGCGCUACUUCUCGGCCCUCGAUGCGCACUUUGAGGACUGAGGGAGAGAACGGUUUGCGUGUUCUGAAAGCAAAUAGUGUAAUAUCGUCGAUGGCGCCGGGGUCUA